AUGCAGGAUUCAUCCACUUCCUUGGCUAUGGAUGGCUACUCCAGUAACGUGCCAGCGUUCCUCACCAAGCUGUGGACGCUGGUGGAAGAUCCAGAGACCAACCAUCUUAUCUGCUGGAGCAUAAAUGGCACCAGCUUCCAUGUUUUCGAUCAGGGUCAAUUUGCAAAGGAAGUAUUACCCAAGUAUUUCAAACACAACAACAUGGCCAGUUUUGUCCGGCAGCUGAAUAUGUAUGGCUUUCGGAAAGUGGUGAAUAUUGAGCAGGGCGGCCUUGUCAAGCCUGAACGAGAUGACACGGAGUUCCAGCACCUUUAUUUCCUACAAGGCCAUGAGCAUCUCUUGGAGCACAUCAAAAGGAAGGUAUCGGUUGUGAAAAGCGAAGAAACCAAGAUGCGCCAGGAAGACCUCAGCCGGUUAUUAUAUGAGAUCCAGGUCCUCAGGAGCCAGCAAGAGACGAUGGAAUGCCAAAUGCAGGACAUGAAACAGCAGAACGAAGUUUUGUGGAGGGAAGUUGUGUGCCUCAGGCAGAAUCAUUCUCAACACCAGAAAGUGAUCAAUAAGCUGAUUCAGUUUCUGUUCGGCCAGCUCCAAUCAAACCCCAGCACGGCCGGAAUAAAGAGAAAACUACCUCUUAUGCUGGAUGAUGGGAAUUCUGCUCCUCAAACGUCUAAGUUCAGGAGGCAUUUGUCUCUGGAUCCUCUUCAUGAUUCCUAUUUCAUUCAGUCGCCAUCUGCAGAACCUGCCUCGUGUCUAAACAACAGCCCUGCUGUCGCCGGAGGGCCGAUCAUAUCGGACGUUACUGAAGCAUUGCAGUCUAAUGCCGUGGUCAUGCAGCCUCCUGCCAGCGGUGAAAGAGCAGAAAUGUCUGAUCCCUUGGAUGGUGCUGACUUGAAUCUGGAAGGCCUUCAGAUCCUGCUGAGAAACCAGCAGUACAAUCUGGAAGCUGGUAACACUUUGGAUGUCUUCAACCCUACUGUAGCUGCAAGUGAAUGGAAUUUGAGUGAUGUGGAGGCUAAUUUGUCCUCGUUUGUAUUUUUGCAUCAAGACGCAGAAGCCCGCUGUGGAUCUGGUGAAGACUGCAAAUAAGAUGCUCUU
This is a messenger RNA of Elgaria multicarinata webbii, 1095 nucleotides long. RefSeq names its product heat shock transcription factor 4 (gene HSF4). Bases 1 to 1086 code for a protein of 361 amino acids. Gene Ontology annotation, molecular function: sequence-specific DNA binding; DNA-binding transcription factor activity. The transcript is spliced from 11 exons. The record is from RefSeq and is a predicted model, not a curated record. Lineage: Eukaryota; Metazoa; Chordata; Lepidosauria; Squamata; Anguidae. Gene Ontology annotation, biological process: regulation of DNA-templated transcription.